This is a messenger RNA of Medioppia subpectinata, 534 nucleotides long. The record is from the annotation of a GenBank genome assembly. Lineage: Eukaryota; Metazoa; Arthropoda; Arachnida; Sarcoptiformes; Oppiidae.
AUGUAUUUUCAAUACGCUGAAACGUAUGGCCCGUAUUUGAAUGGUCUACUCAUACCCUCCAGAAUCGGCUCCACACCAACCAAAGGCGGUGGAAAUUUUGAAUCUAACAUCGAUGUAGUCAAUGUAUUUUGUGUUUUGGACGUUAUAGGAAUGCAUUCACUUUUGCGAACAAUCUGUGAACACGUUUUCAGUCAAUACUUGUCUCCCUUUCCGCCCAAACACUCACUUCAGACCAACUGGUCUUCACUCGCAUCGAGUGAUGUGAAGGACACUACGAUUACCACAAUGGGACGCUCUUUGAUUCAAAAGCGAAUAAAUGAGCGAAACAUGCGUUUAAUGAAUGCAAUAAAGGCUGAAUUGGUUGACCACGUGUUGAGUGCGGGAUCGACUUGUGGUGACCAUUGGAUCCAUACAAAGUCUAACUCACUUGUCCUCGUCUUUCAUAAUGAUAUCGAGUUCUCCGCUUUCUUCUAUAAGCUCUUGAGUGAGAGUUGCCUUCAGAGGAAUAGCUUUAUUGGCUUUGGCAUCAAUUAA